This is a messenger RNA of Fusarium venenatum, 336 nucleotides long. The record is from RefSeq and is a predicted model, not a curated record. Lineage: Eukaryota; Fungi; Ascomycota; Sordariomycetes; Hypocreales; Nectriaceae.
AUGGACACCUCGGAGUUAAAAGACAUGAAACCAAUGGGUAAGAGAGAGAACUCGCCAACUUCAGUUUGUCAGCGGCAAGUGGCCACUGAGACCCUGAGCGGCAAUGCACCCACUGCUGGCACCGAGACAUUAGGUCUCAGCCAAGCUAAUUCAGACGCCAUCUUUACUGGAAGUACAAUCCAAGCAGAAACGCGUUUCGAAACCAGAAUUCCCAAUAUAUCGAAUUGGUUGUGGAACAUUGACCGCCCAUGGGAAGGAUUCAGGUCACCCAAUUCCCCAGACUUCAAGAUUGUACGGGACAAGACGGAGAAUAAUAUCAUGACUCAAGCUAAAUGA